Rosa rugosa (rugosa rose) is the source of this 1122-nucleotide messenger RNA. RefSeq lists its product as uncharacterized. The record is from RefSeq and is a predicted model, not a curated record. The transcript has 3 exons. NCBI's taxonomy places the organism in Eukaryota, Viridiplantae, Streptophyta, Magnoliopsida, Rosales, Rosaceae. The coding region runs from base 172 to 786 and encodes 204 amino acids.
GCUAACCAAGCCUAAACUCAAAAGCACCGAUCGUCAUCCCUAUCUCCAAAACCCUCAAAACCACGUGAGGAGCCCUCCGGAAAAACAAAACCAGAAUCCAUUUGUCACAAACUCACCCAAUUUAUAUAAUACACCAGAAACCAACCUGAUCGACCACACCAAUCUCUAAUAAUGGAGACCACAUACGCAGCUCCCGGUACCACAGUGCAGACGACCCCAUUGGUGCACGUUGGGGAUGAGGGACUGAGAAGAACGAAGAUGAGGGUGAUGGUCGCCAUCGACGAAAGCGACUCGAGCUUCUACGCGCUCAACUGGGCGCUUGACCACCUCUUUAUCAACACGCCGAGUACUCUGGAAGGCGGCGAGGGGGAAGUGGGGAUGGUGACGGUGGUCCACAUCACGCAGCCGUUUCAGCACUUUGUGUACCCUGCCGGACCUGGCGGAGCAACCUAUUAUGCAUCCGCGUCGGUGGUGGAGUCGGUGAAGAAAGCUCAGCAGGAGAAUUCUGCUGCCAUUCUCUCCCGCGCUAUGCAGAUUUGCAAGGAUAGGAUGAUCAAAGCAGAAACUCUGACUCUGACUGGAGAUCCAAAGGACAUGAUUUGUCAAGCCACAGAGCAGAUGCAUGUAGAUCUUCUUGUUGUGGGUAGUCGUGGCCUGGGCAUGGUCAAGAGAGCAUUCCUAGGAAGUGUGAGCGACUACUGCGCACAUCAUGCAUCAUGUCCAGUCAUGAUUGUAAAGCCACCAAGGGGGUCUGGAGCAAAGGGGUCUGCAUCAUCUAAAAAGUAGAUGGGGGAGAUGUUCGUUUGAAUUAGGGUUUGUCAUUUCAAGUGACAACUCUAGUAUUAGGGUUUGCGAUAUCAAGUGACAUCUCUACAAAGUACUAAAUACUUGAAAAUGUGUAAAUUAGCUGGCUGCAGAGUUGCUCUGCUUGUUAUAUAUAUAAAUAAAUUGACCAAUGCAAGUUCAGACUUGAAAAUGAACUUGAAGUGGUUUUUGUGUAAUGCGAAGGUACAUAAUGUAAAGGCCAAUGUAAUUGCUCAAUGGAAUGUGGAGGUUGUAUGGCUAUUUUUUACAGUUUGUAUAAAAUGGGAAUAAAAUUCAAGAGGACUUCUAAAUCAACAU